UUAUUAUUGUAUUGGAUUGCAGAAUUAUAAUGAAGGGGUUAUAAAAUUAUUAAACGUAGAGCCGUAGACAUUUUAGAUCAAAGGCUUUUCAGAAGCUGCAGAGAUGACGGAGAGGCCAAGGGUGUCAAUGACACUGCUAGCAAUAGUGGUUCUGCCAAAUUUUCUAUGUGUAUGCAACGCGAUUGAGUCACCACAGUACUCGGUGGUUCACUCAGAAUCAGACUUUGAUAUCAGACUUUACAGAGAGACCUCAUGGAUGUCUGCUCCUGUUAAAGACAUCUCCUUUGAGAAGGCCACCAGAAAUGGCUUCCACAGGCUGUUCCAGUACAUCCAAGGUGCCAAUUUGAAUUUCUCUCGAAUUGCAAUGACAGCUCCCGUGCUGACAAGCAUAGUCCCAGGAGCUGGCCCCCUUCACUCAUCGGCCUAUUUUGUUAGUUUCUACUUGCCUACAAAGUUCCAAACUACUCCACCCACACCUCUCCCUGAACUCGGCUUGGAACCCUAUACCUGGGACAGUCAUUACGUUGCCGUCAGGAAGUUCUCUGGAUUUGCAAGAGAUACUAACAUAGUGCAAGAGGCAGAGAAGCUUGCUACCAGCUUGAGCAGGUCUCCAUGGGCAAAUUCUACAUCAGAAGAAAGCAGCUAUGCUUAUUCAAUCGCGCAGUACAGCUCCCCAUUCCGAGUUAUUGGGCGUGUGAAUGAGGUUUGGGUGGAUGUCAAUCCAUCUGGUUUAGGUGGCUAUAAAUACAGUGAAAUAGCUACGUCCUGAAAUUCUUCAAUUACUCAAUGUGACAUUCAAGGGAGUGAUCUAUGAACCAGACAAGAAGUGGUACAUCUUAAUCUCCUUAGGUGCAUCUGUAUGUAUGUAUAUGUGUUUGAUAAUCUGCAUGUAAUAUGUCUCUGCGUUCCAUUUUUUUGGGAAGUAUGAGCCAGUGAAAAAUAGUACAAUAUAACAUCAAGUCCAAAAAUAUAAAAACAUUAGUCCUUCGUGGUUUCCUAUGUCGAGGCGUGGGAGAGCUUAUUGAUAUGCUACCAAAUAUUUGGCUGCAGGAAUUGAACCCUUCACAAA
Molecule: messenger RNA, 1069 nt
Organism: Prunus mume (Japanese apricot)
Lineage: Eukaryota; Viridiplantae; Streptophyta; Magnoliopsida; Rosales; Rosaceae
Source: RefSeq, a predicted model, not a curated record